This is a messenger RNA of Helianthus annuus (common sunflower), 1962 nucleotides long. RefSeq names its product protein NLP9. The transcript is spliced from 5 exons. Gene Ontology annotation, molecular function: protein binding; DNA-binding transcription factor activity. Lineage: Eukaryota; Viridiplantae; Streptophyta; Magnoliopsida; Asterales; Asteraceae. The coding region runs from base 196 to 1881 and encodes 561 amino acids. The record is from RefSeq and is a predicted model, not a curated record.
UUUAUACCAAACAUUAGCUUGACACUGAAGCUUGUUACCGUACACCAAAUCUUCGUCUUCUUCCCCAAACCCAUUUUCCGUACAAAAGCCACCAGGGUUUGGGUUUCUCUCUGUUUUCGCUCCGAUUUUCUUCAACAACCAUAUGAUUUAGGUACUGGUCCAAGUUCUCGUUUGUAUACGUAUCAGAAAAUAGAAAUGAUGUCUGACAAGAUCAUUCUAGAACAACCGACGGUUCCAAGUUCUGGUGAGUCGAGAUACAUGACACAUCUCUGGGUUUCUGGAUAUGUAGAGCCACCAGAGAGACUCCAUCAUUCCGAUCCAUCUCAGUUGUUAGCCGUCGGUUCCUUGUAUCAUCAGGAAAUAACGUAUAAGAUAAGAGCUGCACUAAAGAUCUUAACGUUCCGUGAGCAACAUGUUCUUGUUCAGUUUUGGUCGCCUCAUGACGUUGGCAAACACCAAAUGCUUACAACCAAAGAUCAACCAUUCGGUCUUGGUGUGGCCAGUGAAAAAUUGUGUUCUUAUAGGAAGGACUCUGAACGCAAAGCUUUUCUUGUGGACAAGGAUCACGAAGAAGACGAUGUUAGUCCUCCUGCACGAGUAUUCAGGCGAGGAUUGCCAGAGUGGACUUCUGAUAUAACCAAGUACGAGACGAAAGAUUUUCCACAACAAGACUGCGCGAUCCGUUGCAAGCUUCAUGGGUAUCUGGCUUUCCCAGUGUUUGAUUCUACUACAGGGUUAUGUGUCGGUGUGCUUGAGCUUUUGACAUUUUCCAAGUUGAAGGAUGUUGCUUAUGAGGUUAAACAUAUUCACCGGGUGCUUAAGACGGUGAAUCUAGCAAGCCCACAAGUUUUUGAAGCAUUUGAUGUCCCUGCUUCAAAUGUUUCAAAUGAGCGUAGCAACAAUGAGUCGGAUAAAAUCUAUGAUAUUUUGAAACGUGUUUGUGACACCCAUAGGCUACCUCUUGCGCAGACAUGGACCUUGUCCCCAUUCACUUGUUAUUUUGCCCAUGAAAAUGGUAUUGAGAAGGGUUGUUGUAGUUUCGACACUAGAUGCGUCGGGAAAGUUUGCAUGUCAACUGCUCUACCUCGUUAUGUCCUAGACAUGAACACGUGGACAUUCUUUGAAGCAAGUAAGACGUGCCACCUGGAAAAGUCUCGGGGAGUUGCUGGUAGGGCAUUGUCGUCCCGUGGUUCUUGUUUUUGCGGAGAUGUAACCAAACUCGAUGUAGAAGAGUAUCCUUUGGUCCACCAUGCGCACAUUAGCAGGUUAACCGGCUGCUUUGCAAUCUUCUUGCAUAGCAUUGAAGGAAAAAACGAUUUUGUGCUGGAGUUUUUCUUACCAUCGGACAUCAACGACAGCAGACAUGUACCGGACUUGGUCCAAACGUUGAAGCAGAGUAUCGAGGCUGCCUCCGGUUUUGAAUUGGGUGACGGGUCAGCCAUGGAAAUUGUUGGUUCACCUACGGAUUCGUCUUUAAACGAAAUGGUCUCAUCGGAUUUAGAGUCGGUUGUGGCAGAUGCGGACGUCGCCGACCAAUGGUCGUCAACAAAAGAAGACAGAAAGCGUAAAAGAGAUUCAGAUACAGAACAAUCUACUAGCGGAGAUUCAGAUACAGAACAAUCUACUAGCACAGUGAUGGUGAACGUAACUUUUAACAAGUCUAAGACGCAGUUCGCUUUUCCUCUUUUUCGCGGACUGUCAAAAUUGAAAAGGAAAGUUGCAAAAAGGUUCAAGCUAGAGAGUCAGAAGCUUAAACUAGAAUACAUUGAUGAAGAGAAUGACAAGAUACUCAUUUGUCGUAACGAUGACUUGAAGCCUGCUCUGGAUGCUUCGGGUAGUAACUGCAGUAUGAAUUUAAUCUGUUCAGAGAUUAUUUAUUAGUUGGGUCAUUGAUCACAUGACCCUGAUUUGAAAUUUUGUAGAGAAUUGAUGACCUUGUUAAGAGUAGCUUUUGUCUCUAAA